Molecule: messenger RNA, 2561 nt
Organism: Solanum dulcamara
Lineage: Eukaryota; Viridiplantae; Streptophyta; Magnoliopsida; Solanales; Solanaceae
Product: putative late blight resistance protein homolog R1B-16
Exons: 2
Coding region: 34-2490 (818 amino acids)
Biological process (GO): defense response to other organism
Molecular function (GO): ADP binding
Source: RefSeq, a predicted model, not a curated record
AAUUUUUUAAAGGGCCCCUUAUUUAGCAGGCAAAUGUUUUAUGGAGCUUCCAUCUGUGUUUCUCCUCUCACUACAUUUUUUUUCUUUUAUAGAAAAAAGAGGGUUGACUUAGAGGAUGAAAGUAAUCAAACCUUGAGUUGUUUGCUACUACUGCAUUUCAGGUUCUCUUAUUUUGCUCUUUGUAUUAAUUCGACAAUGCCCUCCAGAGACCUGGUAAAUGUUGCUGUGCCAGAGGAACUGGUGGGGUUAGAGGACGACAUGUGCAGAUUAAUGGAUGAACUGACAAGUGGAUCUCGUGAGUUAAGUGUUAUACCAAUUCUUGGCAUUUCUGGACUGGGAAAGACAACUCCUGCCAUGAGUCUCUACUGCGAUGAGCGUAUUGUCAUCCACUUUGAUAUUCGUGCAGCUGUUUCUGUUUCUCAAAUAUAUGACACUAAAGAAUUGGUACUUGCAAUGUUGCACAAAAUCACCGGAUAUCCUGACACAUCUAAUGGAGGGGAUGUUGAUUUUUGGAGUGCCAAGCUAUAUAAGUCUUUGAAGGGAAGGAGGUUCUUCAUCUUAAUAGAUGAUCUAAUGGGGGAUAUUGCAGCAUGGGAUGAUUUGAGAAAUCUGUUUCCAGAUGAUAGAAAUGGAAGUAUAAUUCUCCUCACCACUCGAUCAUAUGAAAUAGCUUCAUAUGCUGCGCCUACUGAAAUACAUAAUCUUCGAUUUCUUACACAAGAAGAGAGUUGGGGAUUACUUAAAAAGAAGACAUUUCUACGACAAUUUUAUCCUCCAGAACUGAGGGAAGCAGGAAAGCGCAUUGCCAAACAAUGCCACGGGAUACCUGCCAUGAUAGUUUGGAUGGCUGGUAUUCUUGCAAGAACAAGGACAGAAACCUAUUGGAUACAAGUUGCGCAAAGUAACCAAAUUGAUGAAUAUCUUCUCAUCCGUGGUGAACAAGAAUACAGUGACAUACCAGAUCAUCUCCGUCAAUGCUUCCUUUAUUUUGGAGCAUUUCCGUUGGAGGAAGAAAUUCCAGUAUCCAAUUUGAUUAGGUUGUGGGCUGCAGAAGGCUUCAUUCAACAAACUGAAGCAAAGAGCUUUGAGGAUGUCGCAGUGGAUUACCUAAUGAACCUAGUUAGACAAGGUCUUGUAAUGGUCUGCCAACGCAGCUCAGAAGGUGUGGUCAAACGGUGUAAAGUCCAUGACAGAUUGCAUAAGUUUUGUUUAGCUAAAGCCAACCACGAAAACUUUUUUCAGCUGAUGGAAAGGUAUGGUGACGUCUCAACUCCCCUUGGUGGUGGUAUAGAUCCUAGUGAUUCCAAUAUCCCACUCUCCUUAACAUGUGAGCAUCGUCGGCUGUUCAUUUCAUCUUAUUUGUGGGACAAUAUUUCAUUAAAAUUAUCUGGUCCACUUGUCCGCAGCCUGGUGCUAACUGGCAGUAGAUCUGAUAUUCCCAGGUCUCAUGCCUCAUCUCUAUAUAAAAACUUCAAACUUGUUAGAGUUUUGGAUUUAGGGCAUAUAAAUGUGGGCAAUGAUUUUCCAGUUGGGCCUGAAAAUAUGACCCUGUUGAAGUACUUAGAAGUUCGGGGAGAAAUGACUUCAAUCCCACCUUCAAUUGGCAGCCUCCGGCAAUUGGAAACUUUUGUUACAAUAGGAUUACCGGGAGCAGAAAUUUCAAUACCUGAUAGUAUUUGGAGUCUGACAAAUUUGAGGCAUUUGCAUAUAAACAAUCGUUCUUCUUUUGGUGCCCAUGACUAUAAACAAGCUGAAAUGUUGCCAAAUCUGAGAAGUAUGCCAACCCCAUUACUUAUUUACGGGGAAGAUUCAGAAUUGAUACUGAGAAGAUUACCACGCCUUGAGAAUCUGAAAUGCAUCUAUUUGGAAUCAUGGGACUCAAUUAGGAAGAAGAACCUGUUCCCUAAACUGGGAAUCCUUGAGCAUCUUCAGUCUCUCAAGCUAUUUUACGAUGGUGAAGUGCGAAAGAGGUGUCAGUUCCAUUUCCCUUCAAUCCUUAGUAGGUUAACCCUGUCACAUUUUCGCCUGCCAUGGGAUCAAAUAUCAAUUAUUGGGCAACUUCCGAAUCUUUCGGUCCUGAAAUUGCUGAAUAAUGCCUUUGAGGGUAGUCUAUGGGAGGUAGAAGAUGAUCAGUUUUUCUGUCUUAAGUUGUUGAAAUUAGAUACACUAGACUUGGAGCAUUGGGACGUGUCUGAAGAUGCGUUACCAAAACUUGAGCGACUGGAGUUGCAGAAAUGUAAGAAACUAGAGGAGAUCCCCUUUAGUUUUGCUGAUAGUGCAACACUAAGGGAGAUUCAGGUGAAGUGCUGUAGCCAAUCCCUUGAAGAUUCAGCCCUCAGAAUUCAGCAAGAACGAGAAGAUUUGGGAGACGACUCGUUCCAGCGCAUCAACGAAGAAGAAGAAGAAACAGCAAACAAAAGCAAGAAACAGCGAAGAAGAAGACAGGCCAAAUUUUGUAAGAAAAAAAUGUUGAGUGACUAUUUAUUGUAAUAAAUGGUUUAUAUUUUCAAUUGGACAAUUUUUUGUGUAAGAAAUAUAACUUAAUGGACAUUUUAUUUAUU